GGGUUGAGACUUACUUAUUAAAAGAUUUGGAUCUUUUGGCAUUCUCAUGUCUGAACGGUAUCUUUUUCGUUGAAGACCAAUCUCCACAAAAGACAAGACAAAAGACACUUUGUUGGCUUCAUUAUCUUAGCUGUUGUCGACGGAAACAGUAAUACUGUACUCAGCAAGGCCAGCACAAUCAGCGUGGAAGCCAUGAGGACUCUGUGGGCUUUGCUCGUCUUUUUAUCGGUCGCUCGAUCGUUCUCGGUCAAUCUGCCAAUAUCACGGUGGCAUUUGGUAUCUCUGAAUAUACCCACUCAGACUACAAGUACUAAUAACAAUGGACAGCCAUUCCGAUCCGCAGGGCCUUUGACGUCGGUGGGAUCGGCAUCGGUAGCAGCCGAAAACGCAGAUGAUGGUGAUGAUGAUAAGAAGAAAGAGAUGAGUGCCUUUCGCGCCAAACUGUCGAAAGUGUUGAGCAAUGUCCGAGCGGCUCCCUUUGCCUUUUCCAUUGUGACAUUUAUUCUGGGUUGGGCACUGGGUGGCCGAUCGGCCAUUUCCUCGUCUGCCUCCCGACCCGUCCGAACGGCAGCACGCCAAUAUCCCAUUAUUGCCACCAUUCUGUUGGUUGUGGCCAUACGAGAUACCUGGUCGCUGAUUCCCGCUUGGGCCAAAAAGAACAUUCGAAAGCUCCGAGGAACAGUCACGGGCAACAAAGAUGAUGUGGAUACCGACGAUCCCGAUGAUUUGACAUCCCUUGCAUCGAUGUCGCUCAAACUACGGACGCUCUUUCAACAAGGAAAGGAACGCUUUGCAAAGGCAGGAGUUACCUAUGACAAUCCAAUUAUGGUUUUCUUGGCAACCAUUCACUUGAUGAACCAAGCCAAAGAACAACUCGCCGAUCGUCGCGAUGCCAUGUACCAAACUUCCGGUCCUCUGGUCGACAAUCCCAAAGAAGUCCUACAGGGCAUGGAUGAAUACUUUGAGUUUGCCGAUUGGGCGUAUGAUGAAUUGCCCGAAGGACAAACCUUGAAAGGAAACCUAGAAGCCAAGGGAUACAGUCUCUUGAGACAUGAAAAGACGGCCCUGCCGGGACAUGUGGCGCAUUAUGUGGCUGUCUCGAACGAACGAAAAGAAGCAUUGAUCGGUGUCAAGGGGACCUCCAAUUUUGAGGACAUGUUGACAGAUUGUGUUGGAAACGUUGUCAAAUACAACUUUGGAGAAGGCAAAUCCUUUGUGGAAGGAGGUCGCGAGGAAAUCAACUGUCACGAGGGAAUACUCUUGUCCUCCCGACGACUGGCAGAUGAUCUCAUGACGUUUGUCGAGUCAGUGUUGUUGCCUUCUGGAUACACAAUCAAAGUCACGGGUCACAGUCUUGGGGCGGGUGUGGCGGUCAUUUUCGCCAUGAUCCUCCGAUCACGCAUCGCCGCCUUGAGGAAUGACAGCACGUGUAGUAAACUGCAAGUGUUGGCAUUUGCAUCACCGCCCAUUUUGGAUUACAAGGCAUCACGUCACUGUGAAUCCUUCGUGACAACCUUCGUAAACAACUCCGAUAUUGUACCUCGAUGUUCCUUGUCCCAUUUGAUCCUUCUCAUGCAGUUCAUGAAACCGGUCAAGAACAAACUGGACGCCGAGGGCCUCAAUCCGCAAGAUGUCAAGUCGAUGACCGCCUUUGCCAAAUUUCUGUCGCGAGGCAAGCAAGAUAAAAUGCUCUUGUCGGGAGAGGAGAUCCGUAAUGGUAUCCAAGUUGCUCUCGAAGGAUCCAAAAUUGACGACCCAGAGCACUUGUAUGUGGCCGGUAAGGUAGUUCACAUGUUUGAUGAAUGGAGCAAGGAAGGCUACGGCGACAGAAGUGAUUAUGAAACCGUCGACAAGGACUUUGAUGAGUCCAAGAAGGUUGCCACUGCCGAAAAGAUCUAUGUGGCAGAUGCAAGCGCUACAGUACUUCGAAUCAUUGAGAUUGACGACAGAAUGAUGACGGAUCACAUGUCACCUGGAUACCGUGCGUCCAUCAAGUCACUCUUGGCCAAAGCGGACAAUCUGAGCCCUGCAUUCUAGAGGAUGCAGACAGAAGAAAACUGCCAGCUAGAGUAUUGCAAAAAGCCCUAUCGAUUGGACCGAUGGUGCUGCUCCUUGUGAAAAUCGGCUACAAGCACUACCGUAUCGGUGCGUCUGCAACUAAAGCAGCCAUGACAAUCAUGGUGGGGAUGAUCGCAUCCCCACUAUGCAUGUAGAGAGAAAAUGUUGGUACUCUAUCAAACUUCGAUACGUCUAGCAUUGUUUCUGUAGCAUGUAUAUUAGGAAGAGUAUACUAGUGGGAGUUAUCGUGACUCUCGGGUUCGUCUAGGAUUCGCACACGCGAGUUCUUGCUCAAUAUGUAAAGAUCAGAUCUCCUAGCUAGGUCGGCUUCGACCUGUCGUACGUUGAAGGCAUUGUAGUCCUCUUUCUGCCGCUAAAAGCCUGCAUUCCUCUGAUGCUCGUUGCCAGCUAGUAACUCACAAUGCAGCCCGCUUGCACCUUUCCUGCUUUCCCUCAUAAAGCCAG
This is a messenger RNA of Seminavis robusta, 2523 nucleotides long. Lineage: Eukaryota; Bacillariophyta; Bacillariophyceae; Naviculales; Naviculaceae. The record is from the annotation of a GenBank genome assembly.